Blumeria graminis f. sp. triticale is the source of this 342-nucleotide messenger RNA. NCBI's taxonomy places the organism in Eukaryota, Fungi, Ascomycota, Leotiomycetes, Helotiales, Erysiphaceae. The record is from the annotation of a GenBank genome assembly.
AUGAAGUUUCCCAGUGCCAUAGUCCCGGCCGCAUGGGCUGGUCUUUUACUGCUAGUGCCAGCUGUUUAUGCUGAACCACACUUUAAUUGCAGUGGGGUUAUUCCUUUUACGCUUGCAAGACUUGAAAAUUUUAAAAGACAUGAUGGAUUUUCGGAGGCGAAGCCUGGUGAUCCUAGAGGUCCGAAUGGGGAAGAAUACUUGUCAUACCAAUUUGGCGCGACACCACCAGGUAGAUACUCUACUUCCUACUUGGCUCAAAUAAUCGAUGAAUAUCCCUUUUUCCGAGCCUUUGAGAGAGAUGAACAAGUUUGGGAGCCAUGUAUAUUCCUAAAAACCUUAUAA